Messenger RNA from Alligator sinensis (Chinese alligator), 4950 nucleotides. Its product is annotated as proline-rich protein 36-like. The record is from RefSeq and is a predicted model, not a curated record. The transcript has 7 exons. Bases 7 to 4950 code for a protein of 1647 amino acids. Lineage: Eukaryota; Metazoa; Chordata; Crocodylia; Alligatoridae.
CAGAAGAUGCAGGAGAAAUUCCCCGUUUUCCUUCUGAUUGCGGCUGGGCUGCUGGGUCUGUCAGGUGCCUCCAGAAAUGAACACCAGGUCAGUGAGCGAUUAGGCCAGAGCUUUCUUGGAGGACUCCAAGCGAGAGCUCAGAGCAGCCCAGUGACCAGUGCAGUGUUUUCCGUUGCAGAAGACGACCCCGCAGAGGUGACCUUUCCAUUUCAGACUCUCGCAGCUGACCCUGCCCGUGGAGCCGCAGCCAGCUUCAGUGCUGCGCGUGCAGAGAUGGCUGAGAAAGGCACAGACCAGCUCCUGGAAGAGUCAAGUAGAAACUCGGAUGGGUCUGAACAGUCGGAAGGAGCCAUGUUAAAUGCCCAGACCCCUGGCUUUUUCACCAGCGUGAGCAGUCCUGUCCUAAGGCAGAAAACAGAGUCCUGGGUUGUGCAGGAUCCAAAUGAGCCACUUCUAGGGAAAGCAGCAAGAGGGGAACACGUUCCUGCGUCCAGGCCCGGCACGGCAAACGCAAGCAUGGUGCAGUCCCGCCCCAGUGGACCUCGGGCAUCUCAGCCCCUCCGUUCUGCCUUUGCAGGCUCCGUGCCCCCGGAGGGGAUCCAGGAGACAGCAGUGUCGAGUGCCAGGGCUUCCCCUGUGACUCGAGCUGUCGAGUCCCACGUGCUUGUCCAAAGCCCAAAGGAGCCGUCAGGGCCUGCUGUCAAUGCCACGCAGGCUCCUGCAGGGCUGGGAGGGGAUCGUUUCCCCGCACUGGGCCCUUCUAGCGACAGGCUGGGGGAGAGUAGUCCACAGGUCCGGCUUGACCUGGCUAGUGUGACCUUAGUGGCCCCAAAGGAGACUCCAGGUCUGGGUGCCAGGGUCACGCCUGUGGCCUUCUUGCAAAAGCCAGUGUCUGGAGGACUUGCUGCGAUGGUUUCCAGGGCGAAGCAGCUGGCGCCUGUGGGGCUUUCCCCUCCAAAGAGAGCAACGACCGAGAGUCAGACCACCCUGCCCGCCACAUCUGAGCUGAGCACCCCGGGGAGCCCUGACGGCUUGUCUGCACUUCUGGCACCCCCGCCGGGGGAUGCUCCCCCUUCUUUCAUCCCAGGUCCCCCAGAAGUGCCAGCUCCACAGGCCUCAUCGCAGUCCUUGCACAAGCUCCGGAGCAGGACCAAUGAGCCCCGGCUGACUUCGGUGACCCGGCCUGUCCCUCUUGGUGAAUUAGGCCUUUCCACGGCAGGCAGAAAGGGCCAGGUACAGCGCCCAACCUUGGCUCUGCCACGUGGCAUCGGCAGUCAGACAAGUGCCCGUGGCCCUGAACCAGCCAGGUCUCCCGAGAGCAGUGAGGUUGCAGCUGGUCGACCAUCUCCAUUAACCCAGCCACAGGCCCGUGCGCUGCUAUCUCAGCCAGUCGCCGCGGGACGAGCGGGGACGUCACCUGCAUCCCCGCACCAGGGGCAGCUGAGCUCAGCCACCCUUGUACCCGUGGGGUCCCCACCUCCGAUUAGCGCUGAUUCCCCUCGGCCGCUGGGCACUGCUGCUCCAGCUCACGUGGGGCUUCCCGCACCCCUUCUGUCUGCUUCCACAGCCCCUGGGCUCGCGCUGCUCAGAGAUCCUGAUGAGACCGCGAAGCCCCUGGCGCAGGGGCUGCUCAAUAACUCCAGUGUCACCAGCACCAGGAACCUGAGUGCUUUCCUUGCCGAGCACCUGCUGCUCCCCGCGUCAGCUCAGUAUCUGACUUUCCUGGUCAGGAGCGCGGAUGACGCGCUGUGCUUGCACCCCAUGCCGAACGCCCCUCCAUUGACAGCAGACCUCAGUGCCACCCUCCAGGAAGUCCUGCCGUCAUCCGCUGCGCUGCUCUCUUCCGCGUUAGACCCCGCCAGUUUAAAACAGCUGAGUCCUUCCAGCAUCAUUUUGGUGAAGCCUCUGUUUGUCCUUCUGCCUGCGGAUAAGCCAGCGCUGUCCAUCCUACCUGCUUCUGCUGAAGAAGACAGGCUGGCGACUGCUUUUUCCUUCGCCAGCCAGCAAGACCAGGGACCGGCUACUCCCUCAAGCGGCCACGGGAUCCUGAAGAAAGUCAGUUCCUCGUCCUCCACGAGUGAGGCUCCUGGAGCUGCAGCUGCCCUCUCCCCUGCUCCCGACCAGCUGCAGAGGCAAGCUGCUUCUCUACCAGCGCUUACUGCUUUCUCAACUUCAACAAGAGCCAUUAGCCUGUUUGGAUCCCAAACCUCCACGUCCAACCACGUGCCGUAUCCACUGGAGGAGCUCGGCAUGACAGCACUGCCAUCCCGGCCUGAGAACCAGCCCGAAGGGGCCGCGCUACCUGCUGCCCCGGCCCCAGAGGAGAAUGAGACCAGCUCACUUGUACCAAGGGGAGCAUUUGCAGAACACCUUAGUGUGGCCCCUCCAGCACUGAGUCUGCCCACCCUGCACAGCUCCCAAAUGUCCACAGAAACACUGCCUGUAGCUGCAAAUCUGAACACUCCCACCAUUAUCUCUCUGCUGCCGGCAAAGGGAUUCUCUGGUUUUCCAUCUCCAACAUCCGCUCCCCAUACCGAAUCCAGGGUUACGGGGUGGCUUCAGUUCAUUUCAAAGCUAACGCUGCAAAGCAGACACCCUCAUCUCGGCUCAGUGACCGCGUCCGCCCUUGAUAAGCAACAUUUGGCGUCCUCGGUGGGGAGCACAAACUUCCUGCCCGAGGUGCGCACCAGCCUCGCGCCUUUGCAGUCCACUGAGUCACUUGGAAAGCCUCCGUCGCAAACUGAAUCCAUACCCAGCCCUGCGCUGGCCUCCUCAGCGCUGUCUGCUGGAAGCAACCGCACAGAUUUAGCAGCUGGCGAUGAUACCCCGUCAGAAGAGGUCACCGCACGCCAUGCAGCAACGCCGACACCUGCAGCUUCCACGAAGGCUGACCUCUCCAAGCCCGCUGGAUUUCUUCCCAUCCCACCCAACCCAUUCAGAACGACGGAGAAACCAGACUUAGCAUCAGGGCCUGCUUCAUUUUCCACUGAGAGACAAACAAAUGCAACCGUUUCUGGGACGCCCCUUGGGACCAGUACGCAGACACCGAGGCAGUCCAGGUCUUCUGCAGGGGUGUCUUUAUAUGCGUCUACAAGCGUCCCUAGCUCCUCCACCCUGAAAUCCAGCCUCGCCAGCCUGGAGGUAGCUGGUGGUUUGUCCUCUCUAGUAAACUUAGGAGAAGAGGCCAAGCCCACAGAGAGCGUUGUAGUAAUCAGCAGUGCAAGAAGAGAAGGGAGCAAGGCGCUCUUGGGAACCACCAUCUCUCUGCCAGCUGUACCCAGCCCUGAGACACAGCUGUCAACCGCAGUCAUCCCUGGUCUUAAGCUUGUUCCAGCGUCAGCCCGGCCACCCCUGUCUGCAAGACCAACAACCCUUCAACAAGACCGUGAAUUAGCAUCAGGCAGUGUGCAUCCUCCCUCAUCAAGGUCUCCAUUUGCAGUUAUUAAUGAUCAGGUGACUGCUUUGCUAACGAGCAGGAAAGCAUCUCUCCCUGUGACUUCAAGCAGCAGGUCUGACUUGCUGCCUGCUGUUACCACCUCCAAUGAGGCUACGACGGCAUCACCAUCCCCCGGUGAGGCACGUGGCAGACCCGUCACGGAGGGUGGCGUGACAGCUGGCCAGCUGCUGGCUCAGGCCCCGGUGUCACUGUUGCUAGAGCUGCCAUCCGGCCGGCCAAGUCGCCUUCCAGAGAGGGCAUCUUUGGAAGAGACUGGGAAGCUGCCUGGCCGUUUUGAUCUCAGCACUUGGCUCGCCCAGUCCACGGCUUCUGCUACCACAGUUGGGACCAGCGCUUCUGUCGCAACACAACUGGCUUCCACCACCGACAAACUCAUCGAGAAGACUGAGAGCCAGUUUCCUAUCUCAAAUGCAGCGGUGUCAGAUGGCUUGGAGACUCUUCUAACCACAGACCUGUCCCAAUUCCACCCCACCUCCGAGAGCCUUUCUGAUCCCUCUGAAGUCCCAAUGGUCUUCACUUCAGAGAGGAGUCGUCUGCUGAAUGUCACUGGCCUGGAGUCCUUUGAGAGGCCUGCCUUGCACACAGAGGCAGAGCAGGUGGCUAGAAUAAGUGACAUGACUGAGGACACUGCUGGGGACUUGGCGACUGCUCCAACGUGGCUGGAAGCUGAGCCUGUGGUGCUGGAGAACCAGGCACGGCAGCGUAGCGCAGGGCAGCUGGGUGAUGCUCUUCUGGAUGGCUUUGCGGUUGUGUCCGAUGACGCCUGCGGCUCUGGGAACUACACUGCCCGGAUGAGCCUGCGUCCUGCUGCAGAAACGGCCCUGGGGGCCCAGGCGCCGCUGUCUUCCCCCGAGACUUUCCUGGCUGUCAUCGCUUUGCAGAGCAACGGCAGCCGCCCUGCGCUGAGGAUCCGGGCGUGCUGUGUGACGCCCACCAGCGGGACCCCCGGCCCGGAGGCUGUGUGCUGUUUGUUCCCCAGAGCUGGCUUCGAGGCUGGGAAACCCCACGGGGUGGCAGCGGCUGGGAGUGAAACCACCUUCCCCAUCCCCACCAGGGUGCCGUUCGACUGCAGGCACAUUCAGUCGCUCCACGGCGGCCAGUCCAGGGCUGCCAGCUUCACCAUCCAGCUGUUCCAGAUGCUGAACCACUCUGUGGCGUAUCUACACUGCGAGCUUAACGUCUGCCUGAGCAGCAGCCCCGGCUGUGAGCAGGACUGCCUUGAAGGCACAGAGGCAGCUUCCCAGCCCGGCAGCAGGAGCAGCUCCGGCAGCCUGCACAACCUGGUGUCAGUUGGCCCUGUGAGGAAGGUGAAGAGCGCCUUUCCCUCGGAGCCAGUGGAAGGCCCUGCCUCCAUCAUGAUUGUACCCAUCCUGCUGGGCUCGCUGACUGGCCUGGCUGUCCUGGGGAGCAUUUUUGUCUGUCUCUGGCUGCAUCACAGACGCAAGACCCUAAGCCCUGGCAACCCAUUUCUCAGAGCCACGUCCGGCCUGUAA